AUGCGCGGUAAUGCAAAAGCAUGGCCCCAUCUGAGCGCCGUCCGUGGUGGUUGCGGUGCUUUGGACUUUGCAGAAAGGGAGGGCAUGUGUAGGAGUGUGGUGAGCAAUGAGGGAUGGGAUGCAUGCAUGGGCACCAACGGCCAAGCGAGUUUGAUCCGACUUCUAUUCCUGGCGUGGCUUGCAGUCAACCUUAAUCCGCCCAUCCCUGCCCCACCGCCGUCUGCGCAUCGCCAGAAAGCCACCCCCAAGCAAGCCGGCCGCUGCUCAGGCACAGCACCGCGACCUCUCCCACGGCGAGCGAGCGAGAAUGCGCGGCCAAAGGGAGCCGUGUCUGUCCCACGCUGGCGCUUUUGUGGUCGAGAAUGCCAUCCAUGGACGCUCCUGCGGCAUGAGGACCGCGCCUUCUCCUCCGCUGCUGCUCCAUCGCGCCUGCCUCGGUCGCGUCGCAGCUGCUCUGUUGGUAACUUUGUAACUAUACGCAGCCGCCGCUUCGGGAAACAAGCAACGACUCCCCGUCCUGGAGCGAGAUGAGGCUGACAGCCCACGGCCCCGGAGAUUGAACCGAUGGAUGGACCCUUUCACUGCUCGUGUACCCUUUGCAAACGCCGCAUUACCAUGACUGCCCGUCGCCAGCCAACGACUAGGCUCCCAUGGUGGACAGCAGCUGGAGCUGGGCUGUUGUUGCCAGCUGCCUACAGCGCGUCCAACAAGAACCACGACGCUCCCUUGCGCGCACUGCUCGGGCGACUACCCCCUCCCCUCAGCAGCAGAAGACGUCGGUGUGUGGCCUGUAUAGGUAUUCUUAGAAAGCUGAUGCCGUAUCACUCAACCCUCUUGUCCCGAACAGGACCGCUGGCGGUCUGUUGUGGCUGUGUGUCAGCCGCCCCGUCACUAGAAGCAGAGCAUUAGCACCCUCAGCGCUGCCGCCAAACCCGCC
Messenger RNA from Cucurbitaria berberidis CBS 394.84, 937 nucleotides. RefSeq lists its product as uncharacterized. The record is from RefSeq and is a predicted model, not a curated record. NCBI's taxonomy places the organism in Eukaryota, Fungi, Ascomycota, Dothideomycetes, Pleosporales, Cucurbitariaceae. The coding region runs from base 1 to 531 and encodes 176 amino acids. The transcript has a single exon.